AGCAGAAUCACAACCCUCAAGCUCAUCAUACCGCUAGAGAUGGACUUAGCAUAGCCUCGAGGCAAACGAACUCCUCCAGUAUCCUUACUAAUUAUUUGCGGUUUACAUUUCGAUGGAUUCCUCAAUACAUAUCUCCUCUCAUGUCGACGCGUGCGGUCGUGGGUUCCUCAGCCUUGCCGAAGCCCUAAUAAAUGCCCCCCGUUACGCAGAUCAAAUACGACCAGAGAUCCUCCGUGAUGAGUUUGAUCGCUUCAAAAUUUGGGCUGGAAACAUCGCUGCCCACCGGAAGGGUCGACGGUCGCUCGAUUACCGGCUUCGCGACGCAGGCCACCUCAAAGCCGAGACUCAUAACCUAUUGACAGCCCUUCAAGACUCUCUUGAGAAUGCUUUGGCUAUCGUAAAUGGAGAGAAGAUCCCAUGGGAUGAGCUGUCCGAUUCUGACACCGAUUCAGAAUCUGAUGCCGAACUCUCGGGCGAUAUUCAAGAUGGUACAGAGCUCAAGCAGCUCACGGCUAGCAUAAAAAAUACGGUUACAUGUUUGUUUCGACUGUCUAUGGCUAUCCGUGAUCCUGCACCCAACAGCCAGUCCCGCAGUACCAUCAGAGUGGACAAAUCUAUCUAUGAAGAGCACGACAUACUGCACGUACAAGCAAAGUUUUCUAUUGACUCAUCUUUCCUGACUGAUAGGCUUGGUCGAGCAGUAUCAGGACGACGGCAAUAUCUAACUUACCGCGAAGAACAUCAUCAAAAGCUUGCAAAGAACGUCGAGAAGAUUGGGUUCGAGGAGCCGAGGACAGAGCAUACGAACAACAGCACCGAAGCAUCACCAGUACCAAAGACGACGGUGACACCUAAUGAUAUACUUGAUGACGACGAAGACGCACUUUCCCAGACCUCAUAUGCAAGCUCGGUGAACGCGAGUAUCCGAGUACCACCGCUACCUAAGGAGGCUCGGGAGAAGGAGCACUUUGAAUGCCCUCUUUGCUUCAUGAUUGUAUGUAUACAUACAACCGCGGCAUGGAAGCAACAUGUUUAUCGCGAUUUACAUCCGUAUUGCUGUACAUUUGAGCAUUGCACCACCGCAGACCGCCUGUAUGACUCGAGACACGCUUGGUUUAGACACGAACUUGAAGCCCACAGAACAUCCUGGCAGUGCAUUGAGGGAUGUGAGUUAACAUUUCAAUCAGAGGAAGAAUUCGCCGCUCAUGUGCAAGCAUACCAUCCUGAAAUCAGUUCUUCGGCUAUGUUUUCUGCUCUAAAGCGGACUUCCGUUAAGCGCGCGAGCCUUUCGGAACAAGCAAAAUGUCCCUUGUGCGAGAAGCAGAUGACGUUACGCGUCCUGCAAACCCACCUUGGCCAUCACCAGGAGCAGCUUGCUCUUUUUGCUCUGCCUCCAACCCUAGACGCUACCGAGGAUGAUCCUCAAGAUGAAGACCAAGACCCCGUGAACGUGGACCAAUGGCAAGAUGAGGAGGAUCUUUCGGAUGUUAGCGAUGUUGAUGCAGAGAAAGCCGAGGAUACAUUCAACGAGAAUCUGGUCAUGCGCGUGCGUGACCUUACAGAUGACGAGACCUUUGUCCUGGCUGAGUAUGAAGCUCACGCCACAAAGUGCUCCCACUGCGUGGAUGCACUUGACACCUUCCGUAACGGCGACGCUCUAUGCGAUCGCGGCCAGUGGCUUGCCAGCGACGUCGCCAAGUAUUUUUUCAGUAAAAAUGGGAAAACAUUCUCUGCUGUCGAUAAGGAUCGUAAUGAGGAGAUACUCGUCCGUAUCCCCCGAGACUUCAAAGCCUCUCGUCGCCUUCUCCUAGCGAUCGAAGAAGGUCUCCGCAUUGAUCAGCCCGUUGAGAUCAUCGAGCGUGCUCCCCGCACAGGUCGCCGCAACAUUAUUGUCUACCCACGAUCGGCUCCCAACCAGGCUCCCAGCCGUGGUUCUUUAUACGAAGCCGACCUGGCCGACCGAGUCGACCGCGCAGACCGGCAGAAGCGUAGCUAUUACCGUUAAGCAACUCAAUUUAAUACGUAUAUAGCCCCUUAAAACAACAUCAUUAGAAAGUCC
Talaromyces proteolyticus is the source of this 2059-nucleotide messenger RNA. RefSeq lists its product as uncharacterized. The transcript is spliced from 3 exons. Lineage: Eukaryota; Fungi; Ascomycota; Eurotiomycetes; Eurotiales; Trichocomaceae. The coding region runs from base 113 to 2005 and encodes 630 amino acids. The record is from RefSeq and is a predicted model, not a curated record.